AUGGCCACCGGCAAGAUCCAUCGGACUGUGGCGUCCUCCAAAACGGCUCAUGGGUUCCAGAACAAAGUGAUAGCACCUCGUAAUCCGAAGCUGGUCAGGGAGGCAGAGGAGCCUGUGACCCUGACUCCCUCUGCCUUCCUGAAGGAGAUGUCUCUUACCACCGAGCAGAGGCUGGCCAGCACUCGGGAGAUGAGGCGGCCCCAGAUUAUCCAGCUUCUAGACAUGAGUGAAACCUCCCAUCAAAAGUUCUCAGCAGUUGACCUGGAACAGAGCUUGUUUCAGCCUUUCCCAUCAGAGGUGGUAUUUCAGAGAUACGUCCCCUGCGAGGUCUAUGAAGUGCCACUGAUUCUGAGGAACAAUGACAAGGUUCCUCGGCUGGUGAAGGUCGUCUUGGAGAGCUCACCUUAUUUCAAGUUGAUCAGCCCCAAUGAUGUGUGCCGUAAGGUAGCACCUGGCAUGCCUUCAACUUUCCGCAUCCUCUUCACCCCUGAGGAGAACAAGGAUUAUUUCCACCAGCUCACUUGCAUCACAGAAAGGGAAAAGUUUAUUGUGCCGAUCCGAGCUAUAGGUGCCCGUGCUAUCCUGGACUUCCCUGACCAGCUGAACUUCUCUGUCUGUCCAGUCAAGUACAGCACCCAGAAAACUCUGCUGGUUCGCAACGUUGGUAAUCGGGAGGCUCGCUACUCCAUCAGCACUCAGAGCCCUUUCUCUGCCGAUCCCACCAUUGGGACCCUUGGGAUUGGGGACGCCAUGCAAGUAACAGUGGAAUUUCACCCGCGGAAGACUGGGGAUCAUUCCGGUUCCCUGAUGGUUCACUAUGACACAGGUGAAAAUAUUCACACGAGCCUUUAUGGAGCAGCUGUAGAUGUCAACAUCAGGCUAGACAGGAACUCCUUGACAGUUGAGAAGACUUACCUCACGCUGACAAACCACAGAUCUGUGGUCAUCCACAAUCGGAGUGAAAUCAUAGCCCACUUCCAGUGGAAGGCUUUUGUUACUCAGGAAGAGGAGGAUCAGCAGAAACUGAGGCUGUGUCGCAGGCUGCAGAGGCAGGAAGAGGACGAGACAGGUUAUUUUCUCAAGCAGUGCACGGUGGACCCCACUCUCCGACACCACCUUUCCGUUCUCUCCCGCACCUUCCAGAACCAGAGAGCAAAGGUGCAAGGAGACUCCAUGCUUUUCUCUGAUGAUAUCUUCACCAUUGAGCCAGUG
This is a messenger RNA of Phaethon lepturus (White-tailed tropicbird), 1212 nucleotides long. RefSeq names its product hydrocephalus-inducing protein homolog. Gene Ontology annotation, biological process: axonemal central apparatus assembly; cilium movement. The transcript has 8 exons. NCBI's taxonomy places the organism in Eukaryota, Metazoa, Chordata, Aves, Phaethontiformes, Phaethontidae. The annotation marks the transcript as partial. Gene Ontology annotation, cellular component: axoneme. The record is from RefSeq and is a predicted model, not a curated record.